ACAAGAGUCCAGAGAAGUUUGUUGUACACGUAAACGCUGCAUGUCAAGUUAUUUGAGCACCAUGAAAAGUAGGACAGCUAUUUUAGAAAAAAGGAGACCCGAUUACAAUGCAGAGGUGCCUUUCCAGAGAGAGCGUACCUACCCUCGGAAUUACAGAGGCCUAGAUGGGAGUGAUGUUCCUUACACCCCAACCAUGCACUGGUACAGAUACUGGGGUUAUGAUGGGGUUUCUGGACGAGAGCAGUUCUUGGCUCAGCACAGAAUGCACAGCAUGAUCAGUACAGUGGAAAUAAAGCCAGAAAUUCCUAGUGGCCUGGAGUCCGUCACACCACUGGACCUUCGCACAGACCUCAGGAUGAUGAUGCCAGUGGUGGAUACCACGCUGCAGGAGAAGCAGUUACAGCAAGAAUUGCUCCUGAUCCAAAAACAACAACAGAUUCAAAAACAGCUCCUGAUCACCGAGUUCCAAAAACAGCACGAAAACCUGAUGAGGCAGCAUCAAGCCCAACUUCAGGAGCACAUCAAGUUACAACAGGAGCUGCUUGUCAUGAAACAACAGCAAGAGCUUUUGGAGAAAGAACGCAAGCUUGAGCAACAGAGACAGGAACAGGAAAUGGAACUGCAGCGCCGAGAGCAACAAUUUCUCUCUCUCCGGGGCAGGGGAAGAGAAAGUGCCAUGGCCAGCACAGAAGUUAAGCAGAAGCUCCAGGAGUUCUUGUUAAGUAAAUCUAAAGAUCCUGCAGCAAAUGGAAAUAAUCAUUCCCUGGGCCGCCACCGGAAGCUAUGGUACAUGGCUGCCCAUCAUGCUUCAUUAGAUCAGAGCUCACCUCCUCUUGGUGCGACACCACCAUCAUACAAGUACACACUGCCGGGAACACAUGCUUCAAAAGAUGAUUUUCCCAUUAAGAAAAAACAGGUGACUUCUGAACCCAACCUGAAAGUGCGUUCAAGAUUAAAACAGAAAGUGGCAGAGAGAAGGAGCAGUCCAUUGCUAAGGAGGAAAGACGGAAAUGUGAUAAAUCCAUACAAAAAGAGAACACACGAUGUGACAGAUACGUCAGUGAGCAGCAGUGUCCCUGGAUCCAGUCCCAGCUCCCCUAACAGUGGAUGCACUGGAAUUGGACCCGAGAAUUCAACCUCAGUCCUUCCAACCACAGCUCACACUGAGCAUCUCCUUUCACAUGAAAGGGUCUUAAAACCUGAAGAAUCGAUGACCUUGUUAAGUCUGUACACAUCCCCCUCAUUACCCAAUAUUAAUGUGGGACUUCCAGCUGCAUCCUCUCCAAUAAAUGCUGCCACCACAUUGAAAGAACAACAUGGUGAUUCCGCCAUGCAGGCCAUGAGGCAGGCUCUUCCAGGACAGUACCUGGGAGCUGGGCCUCUGUCGUCUGGCCUUCCACCAGUGGCAUUGGAAGCAAAGGUGAAUAACAGCCACCAGGCCCUGCUUCAGCAUCUAUUAAUAAAGGAACAAAUGCGGCAGCAGAAGAAUUUUACAAAUGGUGCAGUCCCUAUCCACCCUCAGUCUCCCUUGGCAAUGAAAGACAGACCAGCCUCAAGUGUCAGACACAAGCUGCCUCGCCAUCGGCCUCUGAACAGAACGCAGUCAGCCCCGCUGCCACAGAGCACCUUGGCACAGCUGGUCAUCCAGCAACAGCAUCAACAGUUCCUGGAGAAGCAGAAGCAAUACCAGCAGCAGAUCCAGAUAAACAAAAUGCUUUCUAAAUCCAUUGAGCAGCUCAGACAGCCAAGCAGUCACCUGGAGGAGACUGAGGAAGAGAACCACAAAGAUCAGCCAAUGCAGGAGGACAAGGUGCCCUCCUGUGGCAGCAUCAUGAACUGUAGCAGCAGCAGCAGCAGCUGUGAGGGAGAGGUUCCUGGAGCACACCUGGGAGUUAUCAAAGUCAAAGAAGAGCCCCCAGACAGUGAUGACGAAAGCCUAAGCAAUCAAAGUGAGGCCACGGAGCAGACUGUGUUUAUGCAAAAGGUAAAGGGGAAAGAUUUUGCUCGGAGGUUGGUCAUUAAAGCUCUUAUUUGAACACACUCACACAAAAAGAUAGCAGAAACGGCAUGCUUAGUCCUGAGAACUGUUUGCAACGAAGAAAAAAAAAAAAUACUCGUCAGCUUAUUCUUCAGCCGUUUCCUUCCUAUUCUGGAAUCAAUGACUUGCAUUUUUUUCCCCUUUCCCUUUGCAUCACCUGUGCUGUGACUAACACGUGAUUUCUGUUUCGGUGCUAAUAAUAAGGUGAGUGUCAGAUUUUGUCUGUGGGGUUGUGAAGUAAUUUCUGUAACAUGUAUUUUCAUUGUUUUGUAUAUGGUUUCAUGAAGGAGUUAUCAUCCCCUGGAUUAGAGUGGUUUCAGUGAGGUACAGUCUGCCUACGAUUUCAGUAGCUAUUUGUGUAAAACUGUAAAGAACAUGUGAAAAAUGGUGUCCUUCUUUAGGUGCAUAGUAAAGCUUCCCUUCUAGGUAAAGUGAAGUGAAGCUGUCUCCUACGUGUGCAUUUUCUUCAGAGAUCUUUUUUGUUAGAAUUUUUUUGGGGGGAUGGGGUAGGGGGGGGUGCCUGUGUUAGAUGUCUACAUGUAAGAAUCAACUGUAACAGUCAUCACAAAACAAAACAACAAACAAACAAACAAACAAAACAAACAAAAUAACUGCAUGGCUGCAUUUUUGGUGAGGAUUCAAACCUGUACCAAAACCUUAGUCAUGAUUUAUUAUAUGGUUCAUUUGGAUUUAUUUUUUUGUCUUGAGAUUUUUUAAUAUGAUGUUGAGGAGGUGGUAAAUGCAUGUAAAGAAAAAUAAAAACAGCAAUGGGAAAUGAAACAACAUUAAUCAUAUGAAGUGCUAUUGCCAAAGUAAAGACAAAACCUGUGCACACCAGUGUCAUGCCAUAUAGCAUAUUCACCAUGAACCGAGGAGCAAUGCUUACUUCCAUAAACACCACUGUGCAGCUCAGCUUGCUACCUUUUCUGGUUAAAUCAAAAUUGUGUCAAGUUCCUGCUGGGAUCCAGCAGUGAAGUUACUCUGUAAGGCUGAACAGGAAAUGCCUUGUGGAAGCAGGAAGUCCAAAUGAUUCAUGUGCUGAGGAAUGUAGGAAAAGGCUAGUAUUUUACUCUGUGAGUUUGAAAGGGCGCUCUGUGGACUGAUUUAUUGUCAGAGAAAAUAACAAAGCAAGCAGGGAAAUGGUUAAGGAAGCUUUUCAGUGAAACAUUUCCUUUAUAUUCCCUUAUGAUGUGUUUACUUUCUGUCAAUGGCUUACCGUUGUUAAUGAAACCAUAUCCCCUUUUCCCAACAUUUUCUAAAGCAAGCUAGGAUGUUUUCAAAAGACAAUACAGCGCAGUUAUUAUUUUUUUUGUAUUUAUUUACUUUUAAUAUUUAGCAGAUCCAUGUAAGGGAGCUGUAUUAUAUUAUUUUCUCAAAUCUGUUUUGUAUUUGUUUUGUUUUGGUACAGUAAUUGUAAAAUAUCUUAAACAGGGCUUGUGUUACUGGGGUUAUCGAAUUGACCUACAGUAUACAACUCAGUUUAAAUGGUUUGUGAGCAGAAAAGCUAUUCAGUGUACCCAGUCAUCAACGCUAUAUAAAUCAAAACCACCAGCAAACAAAUGUCAGUUGUGUUCACUUAUUUCUUUCAUUUUCUUGUACAGAACCCCAUCCAUACUCCUGGAGGUAGGGGGGUGGGGGUGGGUGGUCAUGUGUUAUGUUGUUAAUUGCUGUUUGUAUUUGUUCCUUUUUUGCCUUCUGUUACAAAUCUUUAUUUUUUAAAUAAA
Messenger RNA from Polyodon spathula (Mississippi paddlefish), 3762 nucleotides. Its product is annotated as histone deacetylase 9-like. Gene Ontology annotation, biological process: chromatin organization. The transcript is spliced from 13 exons. Gene Ontology annotation, molecular function: histone deacetylase activity. NCBI's taxonomy places the organism in Eukaryota, Metazoa, Chordata, Actinopteri, Acipenseriformes, Polyodontidae. Bases 41 to 2035 code for a protein of 664 amino acids. The record is from RefSeq and is a predicted model, not a curated record. Gene Ontology annotation, cellular component: histone deacetylase complex.